CGGAAAACGUACUGAUAUUUCGCGCCAAAUUGAAACAAGGCGCAGUGUGUCUGAGCGGUGUGACAGGAGCGGUUUGGGGGAACGCGACUUCCACACGGCUUUUUUAAAAACUUUUCAUCACCGUUUGUUUUUCACGUUCAAGCACAAAUAAAGAUGGAGGAGGCGAACAAGCUGAUCGGCACCGGCAAGAAGCACCUGGUCAUGGGGAAGGUGGUGGAGGCGGUGGGCGUCCUGCAGGAGGCCUGCGGCAUGCUAGCUAAGAAGUACGGAGAUACAGCAGAUGAGUGUGGAGAGGCUUUCUUCUGGUGUGGGAAAGCACUGUUGGACCUGGCACGGAUGGAGAACACGGUCCUGGGCAACGCUCUGGAGGGAGUGCCUGAGGAGGAAGAGGAGGAAAAACCUAAAGACUCUAACGUUGAGAGCACAGAGGAUGUUGAUGCAGAAAAGACCAGGGAUGAGCUGAGGGUUCAGGUCUAUGAUGCCAUGGCAGAGAAGAAAAACAAAGACGCAUCCGGAGAGAAAAGUGAGAGCACAGAGAAGAACGGAGACGCAAACAAGGAUGAGGCUGGAGAUGUGAAACAGAGCGAGGCUAAGGAAGAGGGAGGCGAGAAGGAACAGACGAGUGACGGUGUCAAUGGAACCAAGGCUGCUGAAGGUGAAGAACAGGGAGAAACGCAGGGAAAAGAAAAUGGAAAGAAGACUGAGGUUGAAAAGGAAUCGGCAGAGGAGCAGAAGGAAUCGGAAAGCAAGCCAGAGGAUGCAGAAGCUGGUGAUGGAGAAGAGAACGAGGAGGGGGGCGAUGACGCAGAGAUGGAGGGUGACGCAGAGCAAGGUGAUGAUGCCGAGGCAGAAGGCGAUGCCGAGGGACAAGGAGAAGGCACUGAUGAGAAGGACAGCGACGAUGAGGAAGUGGGCAACCUGCAGCUGGCUUGGGAGAUGCUGGAAGUGGCAAAAGUUAUCUACAAAAGGAAAGAUAAUAAGGAGGAUCAGCUCAUGGCGGCUCAGGCUCAUCUGAAACUGGGUGAAGUUUCCUCCGAAUCAGGCAAUUACAGUCAAGCAGCAGAGGACUUCCAGGAGUGUCUGAAACUGCAGCUGAAGCACCUGGACUCGGACAGCCGCCUGCUCGCUGAGACGCACUACCAGCUCGGCCUGACCUACACCUUCAGCUGCCAGUACAGCCAGGCCAUCGAGCACCUCAACAGCUCCAGCUCUGUCAUCAAGAGCAGACUGGACAAACUGCAGGAGGUGAUUGACAAGGCUGAGGGGCCAGAGGGGGCUCCAGAGGAGAGGAAGGAGAUGGAGGAGCUGAAGGCUCUGCUGCCGGAGAUCCAGGAGAAGGUGGAGGAUGCCACAGAGGGCCUGAAAACUGCCAGCGCUGACGCCGAGGCCAUGAAGGAUGUCCUGAAUGGCAGCUCCACCUCUUCAGCGCUCCCUGGUUCCACUGUGCAGAGUAGUGACACUUCAGCCAGCUCUGCGGUAAGCUGCACCGUCCAACGUGUUCAUAUUACUACCAAGACAACCAAUGGAGUCAGUGCUGCCAAUGGACACACUACCACAGCUCCAGUUUCUGACAUUUCACAUUUGGUCAGAAAGAAGAGGAAACCAGAGGACAGUCCAGUGAAGGAGGGUGAAUCCAAGAAGGUGAAGCAGGAAGACGCCCACACCAACGGCACACAGGAGCCUCACACUAACGGAGUCCACGCCACUAAUGGAGACACUACUGAUCACACCAAGAAAAUGGAAGUAGAGAGUCAGUGAAGCCAGAUCCCCCUCCUGCUCUUUGCCUCUUCACCUGAGGACAGACCUCACCGGCAUGCCAAGCUCCUCAUGAUGCUGAACUUGUUGUAAAUAUGUUAAUCUUUUGUCUGCCUGUUCAUGUUUGUUCACACAUCCUGUUGGGGAAAAAAAAAAAUCAAUAAAAACUCAUUUGAUA
Molecule: messenger RNA, 1933 nt
Organism: Myripristis murdjan (pinecone soldierfish)
Lineage: Eukaryota; Metazoa; Chordata; Actinopteri; Holocentriformes; Holocentridae
Product: histone-binding protein N1/N2-like
Exons: 14
Coding region: 154-1758 (534 amino acids)
Biological process (GO): DNA replication-dependent chromatin assembly; CENP-A containing chromatin assembly
Cellular component (GO): nucleoplasm
Molecular function (GO): histone binding
Source: RefSeq, a predicted model, not a curated record